CAUAACGUUAGUGAGCUGGAGGCAGUUUGACAACCACUUCCGCCUGUUUUCCUCUUAAGUCUUUGUCUAAUGUGUUUAGCAAAAAGAAGAGUUUUGGUGGUAUAAAGUCGCGUUUUGUGCCCCGGUUACCUCGCGUAAAUAAAGCAAUGGCAGGCAGUAACGGUAACAGCUCGAACUGGGCGAUGGAGCGGCGUGUGGAGGGGCUGGUGAACAAACACAUGGCAGACAUGGCAUUGGACACACUUCAGCACAGACUCUCCACUGUGUCUCAGGAAAUGAACCAUCUAUCUGCUGAAAUAUCCAGACGAGAAGAUUCGAAGCGUAUGGAGGCUUUACCACGGCGGAAUGACCCACAUUUCAUCGUAGGCUCCCUUCCGGAGUCUUAUACCAACGAGCUAGUGGACGAAAAAAAAAAGUUGAUGCCAAACACGACAACAUCCUCAUCCUCAUCGUCAUCGUCAGCAGCAGAAACUGCGUCGCACAGAAAAAUCAUAUCGCUCCUGCUGGAGAUUAAAGAAGAACAACAGAGGCAGUGGGCCGUGCUGAAAGACCUGCAAGCCAUGAUUCAAGGACACAUGUGUGAAGAGGAUGUUGAGACUUUGGAUAUAGAGCUACCACUACAGACAAUGGAACAGCUUGAUGAAACAGAGAGAUAUCUGGAGAAUGAUGGAGCACAGAAGAGAAUGGUGUCUCACCUCUCUCGGAUGGGUGGAGCAACAGUGGAUGAUGCAGUUAGACGCCUGAUGCAGGCAGUUUUAUCUUUCAGUGUCGGUUCGGAGCUGAACUGGGUUGGUCGAGGACAGAAAAGGAGUUUCAGAAAUACUAGACUGCAAGGUGUUUUGUUUCGUGCGUUAAAGAAGACCCCUGUAGGAAAGGAGGCCACACACCAUCAGUUUGCAGAUGUAGUAAAGAAGUGGCUGCGAUUUGCACCAUUCAGACAAGGAGGCAGCGGUCGGAGACAACAUUACAAACCUCCUGUAGAAUUCAUAUGUCAUCAUACUGAUACAGAAGGGUGACAACAGUGUAUAACUGUUCGUCAUCCCAUUUUAAUACAGUUCCAAUUUAAAAUUCCAAUUUAAAAAAAUAACACAUUUUCAUGUUUUUUCUGUGAUUUAGGGUUUAUUUUUGGCUUUUUGUUUGUUUGUUGACUCCUUGUUGUUGUUUUUUUUUUUAGACUUCUAAAGUAAGAUACAACAUAAACAUGAGAACAGAAGUAAAAAAAAAAAAAGGUACCAAAGCAGCACUUUUGGUUUAAAUGAAUAAUUUAGUGUUACAUAUGACUCUGUUCAAGUAUCAUUAUUUAUGUAUUAGUUUGAAGACUAUUUUUUUUUUUUUAGUAUUUUGCUUUUGUUUGGUUUUUUUUUUUGUCUGUGGUCCUAUAGUUAACAUAAUGUAAUGUAAUUUUUUUUUUAGAGUUGUUCAUGAGAUUGAGACUUUUAAGUGAUGAUACUGUCCAGAUGUCUACAGAUUAAGUGCCUUUCUGAUAAUAGACAGUUGUGUGUUUCCAUUGCAUCAUUCCACAUGAUAUUCAGAUGAGCACAGAAGAGAAAAAUCAUUCCAGACAACAUAAAACAUUUAUUUUUAUUUUUUUUUUCCAAUUUAAACAUCAGAACAAGCAGAGAUUUUCAUCUAUCAGAUUUUCUGUUGUCUUGUUCUAAUAUGUGUAAAGGAUUUGAAUUUGGGAAGAUUUGAAGCAGUGGUUGAUCUCUUGAUUGAAUGUUUCUAGCUGUCUCUGGACCAGAUAUUAUAAAGUUCUUUAGUGUGAAUGAUAAUCUGAUCACAGAAUUGAGAGCACUUCACUGUACUAGAAUAUUAUAAGGAGUUUUUUCUUAUCUGAGGAUUUCUUAUAUACUUUUCUUUUACUAUAUUUUAAAGCAAGCAGUUGAUUUUUGCACAUUUUGGUGAUGCAUUUUACUUGAUUAAAAUAAUCAACAAAGA
Molecule: messenger RNA, 1938 nt
Organism: Tachysurus vachellii
Lineage: Eukaryota; Metazoa; Chordata; Actinopteri; Siluriformes; Bagridae
Exons: 4
Coding region: 147-1016 (289 amino acids)
Source: RefSeq, a predicted model, not a curated record